UUUCAUUAGGGUAGUUUCCGUGACGUCACAUAAGGAAUUUCAGACUUUGAUCCCAGACGUGUGUUUUGAGCUUAUCAGUUAGCUUAUAAAUCCGAAAAGCGGUGUUCGUUUGUCAAAUUAAAACAGAUAUCGUGAGUUUGUAUGUAUAGACAACACAUGGAGGAACAACGAAGGAUAAUGGAAGAUCAACAAUUUAUUAAUCAACUGGGAAAGAUCCCAGUGGUCAGUUCAGCCUGGACACAGGCCUACAAUCUUUACCAGAGAACUAAAGGAUCCCAUGAAUUACUGAAGUCCUCUCUAAACAUGGCAGAGGCUGGUGUUAAAACUGUGGUUGAUACAUCAGUAGUGUUCGGUAAACCAUUGGUAGAACGAUACCAACCACAAAUUGUAGAAAAAGCUAACAGUUAUGCUUGUGAGAAAUUAAAUCAAUUGGAAGAGAAAUACCCUGUUAUCAACAAACCUACUGAAGAGUUAAUGGAAGAUGGUAAACAGAUGUAUGAUAGGUAUGUGAAGCCAACAGUCGAUCGUGUGGUAGCAGUCAAAGAUUUCACAGCUAACUCUUACAACCAAGGAAAGGAACAGAUAGGAAAGGUAAAACAGAUUGGAUCAGCAGUGACAGAGUUUGGUUGUAAUCAAGUGGCCAAGACCAUGGACACUCCAUAUGGUCAGUUUGUGUCCAGCCAAGUCAACAAUGCUUUAGAUUUCUCAGAACAGUAUGUGGAGAAAUACUUGCCAGAGUCUGACUCUGAAGAUGAAGAAAAUGUAGAAAAGGAAGAAAUGGAUGAAUACCCACCAAAUGCUGUAACAAGAGCAACUAGUCUGACAGGGAAGGUCCGUAAGAGGAUGUAUAAUAAAGCCAUGAGAGAUAUGAAGAGAUUACAACUUAGAAGUCAAGAAAAUCUAGCUAAACUUAGCUUUACUGUAGACCUGAUUCAGUAUGCCAAGACUAACAUUGAAACAGCAACAGGAAAAGUGACGGGAUCUUUUGGAGUGGUUCAAGAUAAAAUGACCUCAGUAUGGUCACAGAUUGUUAAAGAAGAAGAUGAAGUCCAAGACGUUCCAAAGACUCUAGAGGGGCAGUCAAUUGCUGUAGCCAGGAACCUUACAAAGAAAGUCAAGAUAGGAAUAACAACAUUAACAUCUUACAUCCCAGAGUCCGUACAGGUUACACUUAAAGACAGAAUUGACCAAGCCAAACAGUAUUCAGACGAACUAAUCAAAUCAUUCCAAAAUGUCAACUCUUAUGAUGAAGUUCCUAGUUGGUUUUUAGCCCAGGCACAAGACAAAAUGGGAUAUGUACAAGAAACAGUCAACUUCCUUACUGAGUACCUUCUGUCUAAGCCUCUGGACUGGUUGUCACCAGAGUUUGAUUUAGAUGGGAUCAAUUUAGCCGACCCUGUGAUGGACCUCACCUCCAAUGGCCAUGCCCCUCAUGUGCCUUUUGAUGGAGACAACACAGACAAUCAGUAAUCUACUAAGCGACAUUUUAAUAUGUCUUUCAUAUUUAUUUCAUUAGUUUUACCACAUCUGUUUAUCUAAUAAUUGGCAGUUUACAAAUAUAUCAUGCAUACCAAUGAUUUUAAAAUAACAAACUUUACUUGUGUAAUUAUAAGCCAAAGUUAUGAUAAAUGGACUAUUGAACAUGAGUGCUUUUUAAAAAUAUAUACUGUGGAUUCAUUAUUAUUUGUUGGAUACCAAUUUUCGUGGAUUUCGUGGGCACAGUCAAACCACGAAAUUCAAUAUUCAACGAAAGAUAAUAUUUCCAUAGCUUUAAAUGCAGACUUCAGCAAAACCACGAAAUUAAACAUCCACGAAUAUGCAAGUUUUUCUUAAUCCACGAAAAUUGGUACCCACGAAAAUAAAUGAAUCCACAGUAUAUAAAUUAAUUGAUUUUAUCAAGGACGUAUAUUAGACGUUUGUUUGUUAUACGUCCUUGAUUUUAUGUAUAAAAGUAGAUCUUGCAUAUGUAUAUAUAUAUCAAUGUGACAGCAAUAGAAACCUUUGAUGGACAUGCAGUUUGUCUCAUUGACAAUCAUACCACAUCUACUCUAAAAGACAGCUCUCAAAAUGCUAUUGGAAUCAUAAUUAUUAACCUAUAGAAACCUUGGUUUCUUGCAAUUAAUAUUUAAAUAAAAACAUCAAUUAUCUGUCUGGAGCCAUCCUCCAGUCCUUCAUUUAAAUAUACAUAUGAAGUCUAAGUUUUGGAUAAAUAAUCAGCAUUCUCUUGAAAUCAAGAAGCAGUCCUACCAUUUUACUACACAUUUUAUUACAAUAAAUCCUUCACAAAAGGAGUUGUUUGCCUGCUUAGGGAAAUCCUGAUUCAUGCAAUUUUUGUGUAGAAACUUCCUGAUAAUUUUGUAAAUCAAUUUUCUGUCAGUAAUUAUUUUCAGAAAAUAGUGAUUUUGUUGUUUCCCUUGCUUUAAAAUGCCUUUAUGUAUGUGAUUGAUGUUUUACAUUGUUUUUUCAUAGAUGUCAUUCUAGUUGUUAUUUUGUUAUACAUGUAUUAGUGUUUUCAAAUCAGUUUUAAUGCAAAGAUAACUUCGAAAUCCAAUAUUUAUAGUUCUUAUGACUUUUAUUUUGUAAUUUUUAUGUAGUAUUCUUGGAGUAAAAUUGAUGUUUAAAUGUAAGAAAAAGAUGUAUGUACCAGUAUGUGCAGUGGUGGAAAUGCUGUGGUUUUAUUAAGGACGUUUUACAAUAAGACCAACAUUUUUCUAUAGUUUUUUCUUCUUCUAAAUUUUGACAAGCGAGACAAUUAAAAAUAGUAUGAAAUAAUGGUCAAUCCAGAUUUGCAGUUUUUGUCAUACAGAAAUUUAUUAAAUCUAAAUAGGUAAAAAAUAUGCAUUGUAACUUUAUAAUAAUAGUAUAAAAUGUUGGUCAAUGAAUAGAGAACCCUUUUGAGAUUAACUUGCAACUCAUUAAGAAAUCUCAUGAAAUCCUACGUAAUUUUAUAUUUUUUAUUUAUUACCAUUGUUUUAAAUGUUUUGUUGUUAUUUAUUUCUUAAAGCAAUUUUACUGUGUUCAUUCUUGACAAUCAAAUCUUUGAAAAUGAAUUAAACUCAUUUCAUAAGCAA
This is a messenger RNA of Mytilus trossulus (common blue mussel), 3071 nucleotides long. RefSeq names its product perilipin-2-like. Gene Ontology annotation, cellular component: cytosol; lipid droplet. Gene Ontology annotation, biological process: lipid storage; positive regulation of triglyceride storage. The transcript has 10 exons. Lineage: Eukaryota; Metazoa; Mollusca; Bivalvia; Mytilida; Mytilidae. The coding region runs from base 142 to 1470 and encodes 442 amino acids. The record is from RefSeq and is a predicted model, not a curated record.